This is a messenger RNA of Penicillium macrosclerotiorum, 1248 nucleotides long. RefSeq names its product fungal specific transcription factor domain-containing protein. Gene Ontology annotation, molecular function: DNA binding; zinc ion binding. The transcript has a single exon. Lineage: Eukaryota; Fungi; Ascomycota; Eurotiomycetes; Eurotiales; Aspergillaceae. Gene Ontology annotation, biological process: DNA-templated transcription. The record is from RefSeq and is a predicted model, not a curated record. Bases 1 to 1248 code for a protein of 415 amino acids.
AUGGCUCUUCAGUCUGCUCUCUCAUUGGGAAUCAAUCUCCGUCUUACCGAUGAUCGAACGCAUGAUAUAUCUAAGGAGGCUCGUGCUCGUCUUUGGUGGUCUAUCUAUUCCUUCGAGCACCUUCUCGCAUCAAUGCAUGGUCGAGCAUCGUGCAUCGGGGAACAUCUAUGCGCCUUGCCAGCUCCGCUGCCCGUUGAAGAAGAGACAUUCGAUCAGCCUGAAAUCGUGAGCCUUUUACAAGAUCGUACAUUGCGGGAGGCCAAACUCUGUCCGACGCUAUUUGAGACUACUCCCCAAUCUCAGACUGGAUCGAGCUGGGUGACUGAGUGCAAGCCUUGCCCGUCACUGUUUUUCUACUGCCUCGUCGACCUGUCCCUUAUAUCCCAAGCUGCCUUGAAUAAAGUCUACAGCAUGGAGGGUAUUCGCCAGGGACCCAGCCUGACAGAAUAUCGCCUCCAACAAUAUUCAUUACUCCUUGAUCGGUGGCUCACGAAAGUCCCAGCCAAUUAUAAAUUCAUCGUCCCAGAUGCAGGACCUUGGCAUGUCAAUCACGCCCAUCUAGAUGAUCUCAAUACCCCAUUUGCGCGUGAACGUGUUUGUCUUGCGUUGAGCUACUAUUCAGCCCGCAUAACUCUCUGUCGGCCCUGUUUUACCCAUUCACGUACCCCUCUAAGUCCAGACGCGAGCCCACGUGCUAAAAUGAAAACCGAAAUGGCCACUCAAGGUCUUCAAGCCGCCUGUUCGCUGAUCUCGAUCCUCCCUGAGGAAGUAGAUGUCACCUGGUUGGCACGCGUCACCCCAGGGUGGAGCUUUCUACACUUCCUAAUGCAAGCCACAACAAUCCAUCUCCUUUCCUUGUUAUAUUGCACUCCCGCUGUCGCGCUCAAAACCUGGAACGAACAGCCAGGUCAGCCUACCUCUGGCGAAACGUCAACCUAUAUUUACCCGCCUCUCAGGGCGGCCGAUAUCAACGCAGUAAUUAUGCAGACCAGAAAGGCAUUAACCUGGAUUCACGCUAUGGCUUCUGUCGAUCCUGCGGCUCGGCGUGCGUUCCUGAUGAGCGACGGCGCCAUUAGGAGGAUCGCCCCUGUGUUGCAGAUCGAUCUGCGCGAUUGGCCGAGCUCAGAAACAUUGGCUGGUGAGAUUGUGAAUGAUGGUGUAACUGAUGGCGGGGAUACAGGGCUCCGCAUGGAUACGUUGGAGGACCUGGUUGAUUUUGAAGGCCAUGGGUCUUUGUCUUUUGAGUGA